CAAACCGCCGCAUGGCGGUAUACGCGCCUCCGCCCGUCUGCAACCACGCGAAUCUCCCCCUCCCCCGCCUCCCCACGACUCAACGGCACGAAGCAGCAGCGUACGUCCCCCAAGAAGGCGGUGCCACUGACCACUGGUGGCAUCCCCAACGGCACCAAUGGCCACCACGUCCCGCUCCCACCUCCGGACUCGCACCUCUAUCACAAAGCACCCGGUCGCACCAGGCAGGACAUCGAGGAUUUGUACAAGUCCGAGAAGCUCGCCCUCUCCUCUCCCCCCAUCAAGCGCGACUCGUCCUCGACAACGGGCUCGAUGACGCCAUCCAGUAGCGACUCGCUCUCGGCUUCUGAGAGUGAGAGCUGGAGUCUGCCUUCGACGCAGCCGCCCAGCAGAGCGCCCAGCAUGUCCUCCGGUGUUUCCGGCGGUAAGCUGGGCCCAUUACAGCCUCUCACGAAGACGCCCUCGCAGAAGGAGCACUCGCCGACCAAAGAGCAGCUGCCGUCAACUGCUUUGCGGAUAUCACCCGCCUCGUCAGCGGGCGCUCCUGAGAUCCAUUCCGCGAGGACCCAGAGCCAGACUCUGCGCUCGGCUCCGUCAUCAAAGCCUCCGUCUAGGCCGCCCUCCGUCCACUCGCAGCAGUCUGACGGCGGGCAGAAGCUCUUGGGUGGGCCGAAGCUCGUGCGAAAGUCCUCUGCCCGCUCGACAGCGAGCAGCAAGAAGUCGGACUCGGACCAUGACCGCAAGUCGACGACUGGGGAGAGUACGAUCAGCUUGUUGAAGAAGUACGGAGUCUGCGAAAAGGUGGCCAUCGGCAAAGGUGCGACGUCUGUCGUUCGUCUUGCCCACAAAUGGGAUCGCAGCGAGGAGAAGCUAUAUGCUGUCAAGGAGUUCCGAAAACGCAGAAAAAACGAGACCGAAAAGGAGUACGUCAAGAAGCUUACGGCCGAGUUUUGCAUAUCCUCCACUCUCCAUCACGUCAACAUCGUCGAGACCGUUGACCUCGUCCAGGACGAGGCCCAGCACUGGUGCGAGGUGAUGGAGUUUUGUCCUGGUGGAGACCUCUACGCAGCUAUCAAGCGAGGUGGAAUGUCACCCAGCGAGGUCGAGUGCUGCUUCAAGCAAAUCUUGACCGGUGUCCAAUAUCUUCAUAAUCAAGGUCCGGAGAACUUGUUCUUCGACACCAAGGGCCACUUGAAGAUCGGUGACUACGGUGCAUCUACCGUCUACCGCUUACCCUGGGAGACGACAGUGCACAUGUCCACUGGGCUGUGCGGAAGUGAGCCGUACAUCGCGCCAGAGCAGUUUUUGGGCAAACCCUAUGACGCUCGCCUCGUCGACAUCUGGGCAUGCGGUGUCGUCUAUUAUUGUCUUCACUUCCAAGAAUUGCCCUGGACGGUCGCCCAGUCUACGGAUCAUCUGUUUGCGGCGUACGCCUCCGCUUGCCAGACACAAUCGUCGUGUCCUCCGACGAUCAACAACCUGUCCCCGCGCGCAUGCAGGCCUGUGAUCCGCAGGAUGCUUGAGCCAAAUCCCAAGAUGCGUGCCCUCAUCGAUGAGCUCGUCGGUCACUCCUGGGUGCAGAGCAUCGACGUGUGCCACCUGUCGCCGAAGCCGUCUCACGUCCAUGUGAAUGCCCAGGCAAUGGCACAGGCACAGGUACAAAUUGUCUCAUAGCCGCGCGAGACGGAGGAGUUUCGGAGGGUUCGAUGAUUUCGGUCUCCUGUUCGUACUUCUCUGUUCUCCUGGGACCAUUACUCUCGCUGUUCUUGAUCAUCUGCGUUUUCGGAUGGGCGGUACGGUCUUCGUCUCCACUGCACUGCGCUUUCCUUCUCCUUGACGACCGGUGUAGAUGUACUAUUCCCCUUAGUUGGCGGCUCCUCGACGUUCAGGAGACGCGUGGGUGUGCUCUCUCUCCUUUAGCAAUGCCAUAUGCGAUUCACGUACCUGUCUCGCUGCACUAUCAUGCUGACCAGCAAUGCUGGCAGUGGACUGUAGCCGAUAGCACUGUCUAACUUAUCCUCAGCCAUGUAUUACUGUAAUCUAGCCAUAGUUUCCGCUGAUUCCGUGCAAUGAUAGUACUUCAACGUUGU
Molecule: messenger RNA, 2090 nt
Organism: Fomitopsis serialis
Lineage: Eukaryota; Fungi; Basidiomycota; Agaricomycetes; Polyporales; Fomitopsidaceae
Product: kinase-like domain-containing protein
Exons: 7
Biological process (GO): protein phosphorylation; intracellular signal transduction; intracellular monoatomic cation homeostasis
Molecular function (GO): ATP binding; protein serine/threonine kinase activity
Source: RefSeq, a predicted model, not a curated record